Messenger RNA from Paramormyrops kingsleyae, 976 nucleotides. It is a transcript of the gene pcgf1, whose product is annotated as polycomb group ring finger 1. NCBI's taxonomy places the organism in Eukaryota, Metazoa, Chordata, Actinopteri, Osteoglossiformes, Mormyridae. Gene Ontology annotation, biological process: negative regulation of transcription by RNA polymerase II. Gene Ontology annotation, molecular function: promoter-specific chromatin binding. The record is from RefSeq and is a predicted model, not a curated record. Gene Ontology annotation, cellular component: PRC1 complex.
AAGGGGAAGGGCGCGCGCGGUCCGCUCGAGCCGGAGCAGCGAUGGACAGCGGCAGUCUCGCGGUCUGUAAUUGCGCAGGCGUGAGCGGAGCGCUUCUGCCUUCCCAUGCCUCGCACGGCGCCGAGACCUGCGCAGAGGAGGUGAAGUUAAAAAUAAAAGAUCUGAAUGAGCACAUUGUCUGCUACCUGUGUGCUGGGUACUUCAUUGAUGCCACAACCAUUACAGAGUGUUUACAUACGUUUUGUAAGAGCUGUAUCGUGAAAUACCUGCAGACGAGCAAGUACUGUCCAAUGUGCAACAUAAAAAUCCAUGAGACGCAACCCUUGCUGAACCUGAAACUUGACCGAGUGAUGCAGGACAUUGUGUAUAAGCUGGUUCCAGGACUACAGGAAAGUGAGGACAAAAGGAUAAAGGAGUUCUACCAGUCCCGAGGUCUGGAACGAGUUGUGCAGUCCUCUGUCGAUGAUGCAGAACCUGACAUGGCAGGAUUGCCCUACACUAGCUUUGACCACUCCAAAGCCCAUUUCUACAGAUACGAUGAGCAGGUCUCUCUCUGCCUGGAAAGACAGAGUUCGUCGUCAUCUACAGGGCGAGAUAAAAGCAAGCUGACUCUACGGCAGAAGUUCGUGCGGUGCUCGGCGCGGGCAGAAGUGCGGCACCUGCGGCGGGUGCUGUGUCAGCGGCUCAGCGUGGAGAAGCAGCAGGUCCAGAUGUUGUUCAACAAUGAGUCCUUGCCUGAUCACAUGACCAUGAAACAGCUGUGGCUCUUGCACUGGUUUGGCAAGGCUCAACCUCUGGUUCUUCACUACACAAUCAAGGACAAGCAGACAAGAUAGGAUUGGUUCUGUUUUAAACAGCACUGUUGGUUGUACAUAUUUGUAUUUUAGAUAAUCUAUUUUAAUUAGGUCUGUAUAUAUGUGUAAAUAAAUGUACUUAGAUUUUGUUUGUAUUUUUAAAUAAAUUUUGUGAAAGUUUA